Canis lupus familiaris (dog) is the source of this 1819-nucleotide messenger RNA. Its product is annotated as olfactory receptor 52D1. Gene Ontology annotation, molecular function: olfactory receptor activity; G protein-coupled receptor activity. NCBI's taxonomy places the organism in Eukaryota, Metazoa, Chordata, Mammalia, Carnivora, Canidae. Gene Ontology annotation, biological process: G protein-coupled receptor signaling pathway. Gene Ontology annotation, cellular component: membrane. Bases 1 to 957 code for a protein of 318 amino acids. The transcript has a single exon. The record is from RefSeq and is a predicted model, not a curated record.
AUGUCAACCUCCAACCUCAGUGAUGACAGUCUUCCAGCCAUCAUGUUCCUGACAGGAAUCCCAGGGCUGGAGUGGGCUCAUGCCUGGAUUGCCAUCCCCUUCUGUGCCAUGUAUCUGGUAGCACUGGCUGGGAAUGCUGCCCUCAUCCUGGUCAUUGUGACAGACAGUGCUCUUCAUGCACCCAUGUACCUCUUCCUGUGUCUUCUCUCAUUCACUGACCUGGCUCUCAGCUCAACCACCGUGCCCAAAAUGCUAGCCAUUUUGUGGCUCCAUGCUGGAGAAAUUUCCUUUGGUGGAUGCCUGGCCCAGAUGUUUUGUGUCCAUUCUAUCUAUGCUCUGGAGUCCUCAGUUCUUCUGGCCAUGGCCUUUGAUCGCUAUGUAGCUAUCUGCAACCCACUGAGAUACACAACCAUUCUUAACCAUACUGUAAUAGGCAAAAUUGGCCUUGUUGGCCUCCUCCGCAGCGUGGCCAUUGUCUCCCCAUUUAUCUUCCUGCUGAGGCGACUGCCUUACUGUGAUCACCAUGUCAUGGCACAUACAUACUGUGAGCACAUGGGCAUCGCUCGCCUGGCCUGUGGCAACAUCACUGUCAAUAUUGUCUAUGGGCUGACUGUGGCCCUGCUGGCCAUGGGUCUGGAUUCCAUCCUCAUUGCCAUUUCCUAUGGCUUUAUCCUCCACGCUGUCUUCCGCCUUCCAUCUCAAGAUGCCAGGCACAAGGCUCUGAGUACCUGUGGCUCCCACCUCGGGGUCAUCCUGGUCUUCUACAUUCCUGCCUUCUUCUCCUUCCUCACCCAUCGUUUUGGCCAGCACCGAGUUCCCAAGAAUGUGCACAUCUUUCUGGCGAACCUCUAUGUGCUGGUGCCUCCUGUGCUCAAUCCAAUCAUCUAUGGAGCUAGGACCAAGGAGAUUCAGAGUCGACUGCUGAGAUUCCUUCACUUGGGGAAAAUUUUAAUGUGAAACUUGAGCAUAGAUUGAUAAUAAGGAAAAUGAAUGGGUAUGGUCGCUGUCAUGAUGCAUUGACAGGAAUGGAGACCUCUGAUAUUACAGAAAUGUGUUUACAGGCAAGGAAGCACUUGAAGGAAAGUGAAGAUCAGAUGAAUCAGAGGUAUCAAAAAUCACACUGAACAUACCAUAUUCCUGAGGCUCCUGGAGUAACUCUGAAGAGCCCAGAGAGAUGAUAAUAUUUUUACUCUUGGGAAUAUUUUGCCAUUAGGAGUAAGCAGGUGUUGGAGAAAAUCUGAGUAGGUAUGAUAGUGCCAGUGUAGAAUGCGCUUAAUGUUUUUUUCUUUCAUUGCAAAUAUUUCUAUGACUUACUAAAGAUCAAGUCAAUUCCACAUAUGAAAUGAGUCUGGGCUUCAUAGUGAGAAUAUUCUCUGCUAGUCCAAGUUAAAAAAAAAUAGGUAAAUUUAAUCUAAUUUCCAAUUCUUUGGAUAGUGAUGAAGAACACAAAGUCUAAAGUUAGAGUACCUGGGUUUGAAUGCUGGUUCCUCUGCUUGUUAGUUUUAUAGCCUUGAUCAUGGUACUCAAUCUUCCUAUGUCUUGGUUUGUCUAAUUAUCAAAUGGAUAAUAUUAAUCUCUCUCUCUCUCUCUGUGUCUCUCUGUCUCUUUCUCUCUCUUUAAAUAUCUAAUUCUUAAUACUGUGGCAAUGAAUAAAUAAGUUAAUGAAUGUAGAGAACUUAAGGUAGUAGCUAACAUGCAAAAUGAUCAACAAAUAUGAGAAUGUCAGGUGCCUGGAUGGCUCAGUUUGUUAAACGUCAACCUUCGGCUCAGGUCAUGAUCCCAGAGUCCUGGGAUCGGGUUCCACAUCAGGCUUGCUGCU